Molecule: messenger RNA, 2566 nt
Organism: Mugil cephalus (flathead mullet)
Lineage: Eukaryota; Metazoa; Chordata; Actinopteri; Mugiliformes; Mugilidae
Gene: ankzf1
Product: ankyrin repeat and zinc finger peptidyl tRNA hydrolase 1
Exons: 16
Coding region: 100-2316 (738 amino acids)
Molecular function (GO): protein binding
Source: RefSeq, a predicted model, not a curated record
UCUUCGGCUUCCGUAGCUACGUCAGGAGGAAGCGUGUUGUAAUGCUGUGGCUUUAUGUGCCAAACCUUCAUGGCAGUGAGAUAAAACAACAAAUACACAAUGACAGUCCGUGGAGACUGCCGUUGCAUCUUUGACUUGUGCUCAAAUGUUGACGCUUUUGGAUUGAGGGAGGUGGACCCCGUCCUGAAGGAGGCUGUAAACACUGAGCCACCGCCAGACUGUCUGAAAGAUAACAAAAGUCCAGAGGAUGACAGACAAGGAGAGGGCGCCCUGGUUAGAGAUGUGUCAGACAAGAUGUUCUGCUCAGCCUGCAAAUGGUCCUUUAUUAACCGUGAGGAACAGAGGGAACACUACAAGCUCGACUGGCAUCGGUUCAACUUGAGACAAAAGAUGGUCGGAUUGCCACCCCUCACAGCAGAGGAGUUUGAGAAGAAGACCAGAGCUGGUGACUUGUCAAGUAUCUCUGGUUCAGACUCCGACUCGGAGGACGAAGACUCGGAUAGCGACAGCAGAGGGACGAGCAGUAAUGCCACUGGCACAGAUAACGAGAACUCUGUUGACACCCGCUUAAUUAACGGUCGGCUCCACAGCAAGGUGUUUUUCCAGAACACGGAAGGAGAGUACCUCUCAGUGUACCGCUGCGUGCUGCAGAGAAAGUCGGACGAAGUGCUUGAUGCAGGAUCAUCCCUGAAGGCCAUAAGUAAGAAGACUGUGUGGGUCAUUCUCAUGACAGGUGGAGGCCACUUUGCGGGUGCUGUAUUUGAAGGAAAAGAAGUCCUCCAGCACAAGACUUUCCACCGUUACACAGUUAGAGCGAAGCGGGGCACAGCUCAAGGGCUCAGAGACUCUCAGAACCGCAGUCACACACCUAAGUCUGCAGGAGCUGCUCUGAGGCGACACAAUGAAGCAGCGCUUGUCAAGGACAUUCAGGAUCUUCUCAUCACUUGGGCUGAAUACUUGAAAGAGGCAUCUGCAAUAUUUGUACGUGCCCCCAGCUACAACAAGACCAUCUUUUAUGGCGGCCGUGCAGCUCCCCUUGACAAAAAAGAUCCCAGGGUCCGCACUCUCCCCUUCGCCACUCGCAGGGCGACAUUUCGAGAGGUGCAGAGAGUGCAUGAUCUCCUUUCCACCGUUCAUGUGUAUGGGAAAGACACAGACAUGUCUGCAGUCAUCAGUCCGUCUAAGAAAGCAUGGAAAAACACGGUUAAACCUACAGCUAAGAUAAACACAGAUCAGCGAGAAGCAGAGAAAGAAGAAAACCACGACAGCUCAGAUGAAGAAGAGGGCGGGGAGAUCCAGCUGGAGAUGGUGGAGAUGACAUUAGGAACUUUGGACCUCAGAGAGUUUGAAAUCUGUCCAUCCAGGCACAAACGAAGGAGGAGGAAGAAGAAGGAGGAAGCCAAAAUUCAAAACGAGGGGACAGGAUUAAGUAAUGCAGAAGCAAACAGUCAAGACGAGGAUUUGCCGGAGGCUGUGCCAGCAGAAGAUGCUUCUCAAGAGACGCAGUCAAAGAACAAGAGAAAGAGAAAAGCACAGAGUAAGAAACAACUAGAAGACAUCGUUGAUGAGUCUGGAGAGUACGGUCUGAGGGAUGCACUCUUUACAGCCUGCAAGGUUGGGGAUGUGGACGCCCUGCAUAAACUACUUCAGCUACCCGGAGAAACUGUAGAGAGUCAAGUGCAGCCUGAAAGCAACCCUUUUGACGUCUCCAGUCCUCUAUCUCUCCUCAAUAAGCCCAUAGACUCGUCGGGGUUCACUUUGCUGCAUGUUGCCACGGCAGCUGCACAAAAGGCAGUGGUCAGGCUGCUACUAGACGCAGGAGCAGACCCGGCCUGCAGGGAUAACAAAGGGCAGACCCCAUAUAUUGUCGCCUCCGACAAGGACACUAGAAAUGUCUUUCGUAAAUACAUGGGUGAGAAUCCUGACAAAUAUGACUACAGCAAGGCGCAGGUCCCUGGGCCACUAACGGCAGAGCUCGAAUCCAAAAAGGUGGAGAAGAAAAAGGCCCAGAAGGCUCAGAGAAGACAACGAGAAAAGGAGCAGAAGGAGCAGAUGAUGAAACAAGAGAUGGAGGCAGAGGAAAAGAAGAAGUUUGCGUCUCUGACAGAUCGUGAAAAGAGAGCUCUGGCAGCUGAGAAGAGGUUAGCGCAGCAAGUAGCUGCAACUGGAGUAGGCGUCUCUAAUAUCAAGAGGUGCUGGAUGUGUGGGGAAUCUCUGCUUGGAAAGAUCCCAUUUCAAUACCUGGAGUAUUCGUUCUGCACUCCUCAAUGUGUCCAGGCACAUCGAAAAGCAAAUGUUCCUCCAGGCAAAACCUAACAAUCAUGUGGGAAGUUUUCAACUGAAGAGAAGCUACCUCAUCAGAACAAAAAAGGGAAUGAGGCUCUAAUACGACUGUGAUUAAUUUUCAACAGUAAACACACAUUUCAAAUAUAAUUUUAUUAUGGAAGAUGAUGUAAAACAAAUGGAUACUUGUAUCAGAUAGUAAAGAAAUUCAUGUACAAUUUAUUUACAUUAUGUACAGAAGUAUAAUGGAGAAGGUAAGAUGCAAUAAAAACUAAUGUUCAUA